Girardinichthys multiradiatus is the source of this 2036-nucleotide messenger RNA. It is a transcript of the gene sigirr, whose product is annotated as single immunoglobulin and toll-interleukin 1 receptor (TIR) domain. The transcript is spliced from 10 exons. Lineage: Eukaryota; Metazoa; Chordata; Actinopteri; Cyprinodontiformes; Goodeidae. Gene Ontology annotation, biological process: signal transduction. The record is from RefSeq and is a predicted model, not a curated record. Bases 215 to 1777 code for a protein of 520 amino acids.
GGUGUGACCGUCACGUGACCGGAGGGAGCCAAUCACGAGUGGAGCUUCAGGUUCUUCCAGGUGCAGUUGAUGAACCAGAAGCCGGACGUCUGCGCAGCCACUUCUGUGACGGAAAAACUACAUAGUAAUACACUGAUCAUUUCUCCUAUUAUUGGGAGCGACGUUGGAGGCUUAUUUUCCAACCUGAGGAAGGAGGAGGGGGAAAGUUUGGCUCAUGGCUCUGCUUUUAGCUGCUUUAUUAAUAUUGUCUAGCGAGAUAUGGAACAAGGCCACCGUCAUCGGUUGUGUGGAUGAGAGCAAGUUUAAGGAGCAGGUGGUUUAUUUAGGGCAGCAGGGCCCUUCAUAUGUGCUGCAGUGUCCUCUGCAGACACUUGAGCCUCAGAGUUUCCCCCAAACCCUGUUUACGUGGCAGAAGGACUGUCAGCAGCUCCAGAGUCAGGAAGGGAAGGCCUUCCUGGAGUUCUCCAGCAUCAGCUUGCAAGACCAAGGCAAUUAUACUUGUAUGCAACAAGGAAACAGUACAGCAUCUUUCACUGUGCGCCUCACAGUAAAAGAGCCUCAGUGUGCCAAAGCUCCAGAGUUUAAACCAAACGGUAACCCUAGCAAACUCUGGAGGAAUGUGGGAGCCACUGUGAAACUGAACUGCUCUGCUCUGCUCUUCUGGGACCCAUCAGAGAAGCAGUGUGAAACCACACUGCAGUGGAGCAAAGAUGGCCAGCCACUCACCAACCACACUCUGAACCUGCAAAACACAACGUCAUGGUCCCCUGAUGCAGGCCAGCUGAUUGUAAGUAGCCUGCUCGAGUUCACCCUUAGAGAACCAGAGGAUUUUGGACUUUACAGCUGCACAGUGAGGAACAUUUCCUCUGACUUCAGUGUGCAAAAUUCAAUGAGUCCCAGCCACACAGCUGCAGUGAUUGCAGCCAUCGUCCUCCUCCUCCUCUUGGGCAUAGCGGCUGUAGUGUACUCCAGGUGCCACAUGAACAUCAAGCUCUGGUACAAGAACUCCUAUGGAGACUAUGAACUCAAUGAUGGAAAAUUAUAUGACGCCUACAUCUCAUAUGUCAACAACGACUAUGACCGGAAGUUUGUCAAUUUUAUCCUCAGACCUCACCUGGAGAAUAAAAAUGGGUACAAGUUGCACCUCAAUGACAACGAUAUCCUGCCUGACACUGAGCCUUCAGCUGAGCUCCUAAUGAACAUUAGCCGCUCCCGCCGCCUCAUAGUGCUUCUCUCUCACGCUUAUCUUGAGCAGGACUGGUGCACCAAUAAUUUCAGGCAGGGCCUCCGGCACUUACUGGACUUAAGUCAGCAGCCUAUCCUGAUCAUGUUAGAGGGUCAGAUCAAACGUAUGAGUCCAGAGAUAAAGGAGCAGCUCAGUGAAAACCAGCACCGCCUCACCGUACUCACCUGGAGGCACAACUCUGUGACCCCUUCAUCAGCCUUCUGGAAGGAACUAGCUUUAGCGAUGCCUCGCAGAGUCAUUUUCCACAAGGGGUCUGCAGGCGACCCGCAGACUGUACUGCAGGAUGAUAAGGACCCCAUGCUGACCCUUGACCCUGACUACCUGGACUGUCGCUUAGACACCGGCCCGGCUGGAGAUCUGGGUCUUCGUCUCCCCAUGCACGGCGCUCUGGCCUGCAAAGCUCCCGUCCUUCCAGCUGCUCCUAUGGAAGCAGCUCAACAACAAGCCUCAGACAUCGACAUCUCUGAUCUGGGAUCCCGCAACUACGGAGCGCGCUCAGACUUCUACUGCCUGGUCACCGAGGACAUUUGAUUCCUUCUAAUAUUAAAUACUUAGCUCUUCUAAAUAUUUAUGCACCAUGCAGCUGAAUGUGUUUUUCUUUUGCAGUUAUGAAAAUGUGCCAUUUUCUGUUUUUAAUUAUCAUGAUCGAUUGUUUUAUUAUAUGUUCCUCAGUUUUGUAAUGUUGUGAAGAAAAUUGAGAUUCCAAUGGACAAAUAGAAACUUGUUUUGUAAAUACUCGUCAUUUUCGUUUUGUGCCUAAAGGAGAAAGUAAAAAAAAAAGAAAUCUUUA